UUCGCCACAUUUGUUGUGAAUUUUUCAUAGCUUCUUUUCUCGAAACUUUUUGUGUUGAAUGUUGUUACAAAUAUUGUUGAAAAUUGCAAAAUAAAAUAUCUUACAUCUGUCCGCAAACUGCUACCACCAACGAUUCACUAUUAGCAAUCGGUACCAUCCUUGGUUGGCAACAGCAAACAUAUUUCGGAGUCUUCGAGGCCGUAAAAACGCAACGCUAGACAACUAGAACAAGAGUGCGAACAAAAAGUUACGAGACGGCGAGCGGUACUGCGGUUUUGCGAUUAUAUUCUAACACGGCCGCUGAUUGUGUUCCGUUGUGUAAAAUAGACAAAGAAACUGUGCGAAACGUCUUGUUAUUCUGUCGUGCAAACACGAUCGCAGUCCAUCGUCGAUAAAGAACACAUAUUUGGUCGGAUUAUUUUCAUCCCCAAAUAAUCACACAACCAUGAGCGCCGAAGAAAGCACAGAACAACAGACCACUAUUGCUGAAGUAGCUGAAGAGCAGCAGUCUGAGGAUAAUCCUCAGGAGCAGCAACAGUCUGUCAGCGAACUGGAGAAGCAAGAGGAAGAAAAAAUGAAAGCUAAAUAUGGCUCAAACGUUGGAAUGGGUGGUCCGCGUGGCUUGGGUGGUCAUUCAGCGUUCCUGCAAAAGCGACUUCAGAAAGGUCAGAAGUAUUUUGAUUCUGGCGAUUAUCAGAUGGCUAAGCAGAAGGGAGGCGGUGUGAAGCAGGUGUUUGCAAACAAAGUUCCAACCGGCGAAGCGAUACCGACACCCGAAACGGUUCCAGUGCGGAAAACCUCCAUUAUUCAGACCUGCAACAAGUUUCAAAGUUAAGAAUUCAGCCGUGUUCCAGUGAUCAUGGAUCUAUUGAGGGGGAGCUGGUAAUUUUUGAAGAGCAGUAUAGUUUUAAUGCAUCUUGGUUCUUCAUAUGCUGUCUUCUAUAUUCUUGGUGUCGGUUGUUUGUCAACGCUUAUUAUUUUUUCAGGGAAACUUUCAAUACCGAAUCAUUCUGCUCGCCUGCUUUAUGUAUUGAUAUGUCAGAUUAAUGCAUUCGUUAUUUGUCUCAUUUUGUGAGGUAAUGAAUCAUAAAAAAAAAUCUUCGAUAGUCACGUCUGCUCUUAUGUACGUAAAUAUAAAAAAAAAGAUAAAAGGCAUAAUAUUACCGGAACCGAACCGAAUAACAAAUUGCUAUACAAAAAGAAUAGUAACAUAAUAUUGUUUUCUCUAACCGAGCAAAACGUUGCAAAUUCCAUCUAUUGGGAAAAGGAUUCGACAGGGUCGUUUUUUGCUUUUACGCCUCUCCAUUUUCGCAACGAUUAGCUCCCCCGAUUUGGAUGCGUUAUUGGUAAAUAUAUGUUUAUUAAUUGGUAAUGUACUUGUAAUCCGUAGUAAAUAGUUGAUGGGAAUAUUGUGUGAAGCAGAUUAACACGAGCAGCAUAACAUGGGAUGGUGGCUAGAAUGUUUGCUGUAUGUUCUGAUCAACUGUAUGUAUGCUAGGGUGUACCGAGUGUAAGUAAGCUAGCGAGAGUAAAACGUCGUGCCAGGUGCCGCCACCAAUUCACCACAGUCCAGUCGUGGGCAAGCUCCCCAGAAGAAAAGUUUGCAACAGAGUAUCGGCUAUUAAAAAUGCUAAUGCUAACGUGCUAAUAUGUAGGAAAAAAAAAUCUUACGUCUAGGAGUAGAAUUGAACGAUUGGGCCUGGAAUAAAUCUACAACGAUUACAAAUUCAAUGGCGUAGACAUUUUUAAUGAAAAUGCGCUGAGCAUUAGAAUGUGGGGAUCGAGAGUUGGCAUUAAUGGCAUUUUCGUAAAGAAUCGCACUUACGAUUAAAAACUGAUGGCAGCAAGUAUUUUGUUAAGCAAUCUGACUAUAUCGAUAAAUUGUUAAAGAAGAAAAAUACAUUAAUAUGUCGAAGGUAACGAUAACAAACAAACAAAAUUUUAGAAUAUUUUGUUGGUACAACAGUGUUUGGGUUUGUUUUACUCUUUCCAGUGAUUUACAAAGUCUGCUUCUUAUAGG
Anopheles moucheti is the source of this 2020-nucleotide messenger RNA. RefSeq names its product alpha-endosulfine (gene endos). The record is from RefSeq and is a predicted model, not a curated record. Gene Ontology annotation, cellular component: cytoplasm. The transcript has 3 exons. Gene Ontology annotation, molecular function: protein phosphatase inhibitor activity. Lineage: Eukaryota; Metazoa; Arthropoda; Insecta; Diptera; Culicidae. The coding region runs from base 446 to 835 and encodes 129 amino acids.